This is a messenger RNA of Tauraco erythrolophus (red-crested turaco), 2651 nucleotides long. The record is from RefSeq and is a predicted model, not a curated record. NCBI's taxonomy places the organism in Eukaryota, Metazoa, Chordata, Aves, Musophagiformes, Musophagidae.
ACAUGCAGUUCCGUACAGUGGGCACCAAGACCAAGAUCUGCAAGCUGACGCUCCGCUGGCCCUGUCCCAUGACUUUUGCUGCCAAAGGCCGUCGCAAGGUGGAGGCAGAAAACAAAGCAGCAGCAUUGGCCUGUCAGAAGCUCAAGAGCCUUGGCUUGGUGGACAAGAACAACAACCCCCUCAGCCAUGCCAUGUACAACAUGACCUCACUCCGGGAGCUUGGUGAGAACCAGAGGAAACCCUGCCACAUCAAAGUCCCCGAAGCGACCCUGCGCAAGAUCGAGAACUAUCUGAAUCACUAUCCGGUGGACAUCAGGGAAUCCAGGCCCCGGAUUGCUGAUGACAUGAUGAACCUGAGCAAGGAAUCUGGUGCGAUAAGUGAUGCAAUCACGGGGAAGACAUACAUACCCAUGUUGGAAGCAGAGGAAGUGCGCCUUAGCCAAAAUCUCCUGGCCCUCUGGAAAAGGAGAGGAUCCUCGUGGCAGGAGAGCCACCCACUGCCAGUAGAUCCUCACAAGGACACCAUCCUAUCAGCCAUUGAGCAGAACCCUGUAGUGGUAAUAGCAGGAGACACAGGCUGUGGGAAGACCACGAGGAUCCCUCAGCUCCUGCUGGAACACUACAUCCUGGAGGGACGUGGCGCCCGCUGCAACGUAGUGAUCACCCAGCCAAGGAGGAUCAGUGCCAUCUCGGUCGCCCAGCGCGUGGCACAAGAGUUGGGUCCCAACAUGAGGAAGAAUGUGGGCUACCAGGUGCGGCUGGAGAGCAAGCCACCCGCCAGAGGAGGAGCCCUGCUCUUCUGCACCGUGGGCAUCCUGCUGCGGAAGCUGCAGGGGAACCCCAGCCUGGAGGGUGUCAGCCACGUCGUGGUCGAUGAGGUCCACGAGCGAGACGUCAACACGGAUUUCCUGCUCAUCCUGCGGAAAGGCAUCCAGAAGCUCAACCCUGACCUGCGCCUGGUCUUAAUGAGCGCCACAGGAGACAAUCAGCGGUUCUCACAUUACUUUGGGGAUUGCCCUGUGGUCAAGGUGCCGGGUUUCAUGUAUCCGGUGAAGGAGUACUACCUGGAGGAGAUCUUGGCCAAGCUGGGGACCUCAAAGGAUCAUCUAACUCCACAGGAAGAUGAUGAAUGUGUCCUUGAUCUUGAUCUGAUCACUGACCUCGUACUCCAGAUUGAUGCUCACGGAGAACCAGGUGGGAUCCUCUGCUUCCUCCCUGGUUGGCAGGAAAUCAAAGGAGUGCAGCAGCGCCUGCUGGAGAUGCUGGGAUCUCAGAACAGCCGGUACCUCGUCUUACCAGUGCACUCCAACAUCCCCAUGAUGGACCAGCAAAACAUCUUCCAGCGGCCACCACCUGGUGUCAGGAAGAUUGUCCUGGCCACCAACAUUGCUGAGACCUCCAUCACCAUCAAUGACAUUGUCCACGUGGUGGACAGUGGCACGCACAAGGAGGAACGCUACGAUUUGAAGACCAAGGUGUCCUGCCUGGAGACGGUGUGGGUGUCCAAGUCGAACGUGGUGCAGAGGCGAGGGCGCGCUGGCCGCUGUCAGUCGGGGUUUGCCUAUCACCUCUUCCCUCGCAGCCGCCUGGACAAGAUGCCGACUUACCAAGUUCCAGAGAUCCUACGCACCCCACUGGAGAACCUGGUGGUUCAGGCCAAGAUCCACAUGCCAGAGAAAACGGCAGUUGAAUUUCUCUCCAAGGCUCUGGACAGCCCUGACAUCAAAGCUGUGGAUGAAGCAGUGAUCUUGCUGCAGGAGAUCGGAGUGCUGGACCAGCGAGAAGCCCUCACCACUUUGGGCAAACGCCUUGCCCAGAUCUCCACAGAUCCUCGGCUGGCGAAGGCCAUCGUCUUGGCGUCCAUCUACCGUUGCCUCCACCCUCUGCUCGUCAUCGUUUCCUGCCUCACCCGGGACCCCUUCAGCAGCAGCCUGCAAAACCGUGCAGAGGUGGACAAGGCCAAGGCUGUUCUGAGCCGGGAGAGUGGGAGCGAUCACCUGGCGUUUGUCAGAGCUGUGGCAGGCUGGGAGGAGGUGCUGAGACGCAGAGACAGUCGUGCCAGGGAUAACUACCUGCAGGACUAUUACCUGUACGGACCCAGCCUUCGCUUCAUCAACGGCCUUGUCAAGCAGUUCUCCGAGAACCUCUACGAAGCCUUCCUGGUGUCGUCCCCAUCUGACUGUACCAUGCCCUCGUCCGUGUGUAACCAGUACAGUGAAGAGGAAGAACUCGUCAAGGGAGUCCUCAUGGCUGGGCUCUACCCCAACCUCAUCCAGGUGAGACAAGGCAAAGUGACCCGUCAAGGGAAGUUCAAACCCAACAGCUACGCGUACCGGACAAAGGCUGGCACCGUUCUGCUCCACAAGUCCACAAUCAACAGGGAGGCGUCCAAGCUGUACAGCCGCUGGCUGCAAGAUGAUGGCUGGAGAGCAACAGUCUCCCUGACCGACAGCGACCUCCUGGUGCUGGAGGGAGACUCCUACACCAUCCGCCUCCUGCGUGACUUCCGCGUGUCGCUCUCCAAGAUGGUGGAGACGUGCCUGUGCUACGAGAUGGCAGCCAUCCCUGGGGACCUGCACCACCAGCACAGCCAGCUGCUCGACAUCCUGGUGGAUCUGCUCAAAGGCCCUCCCGGCAGCUUUGGCGCUUAG